AUGGCAUUAACUAAUGCAGAAAAGCAGAGAAGAUAUCGGGAAAAGAGAGACAGUGAUCCUCAGAGAAGGUCACAGUACCCGGAAAAGAGAAGACUUAGAUAUAUCCAAGAUGUAGCUGUCGGGAAACGGAAACACGUAGACCAGCUGAGUUCGAGAGAUCAACGACAGCAACGAAGAACAUGGCGGAAAAUUCAAAAACUCUGCAGAAAGAGAAAAAAGGACAAUCAGAAUUUACUUACCCCUCCUGAUUCUCCAAUACUUGCUCAGCCACAUCAACAAUCUUCUGGGGCCAAACGUCGCGAAAAGUCUAGAGCAAAAUGUUAUCGUGAUAAGAUCAAGUUACAAGAGCAGCUGCGAGAAGAGAGAAAGAAAAAAAUGAUGUAUAUGAAGUAUGAAGAGAUGGUUGAGAGAAAAAGAGAAAAACACGAAAUGUUCAGUUGA
Molecule: messenger RNA, 441 nt
Organism: Magallana angulata
Lineage: Eukaryota; Metazoa; Mollusca; Bivalvia; Ostreida; Ostreidae
Exons: 1
Coding region: 1-441 (146 amino acids)
Source: RefSeq, a predicted model, not a curated record